This is a messenger RNA of Cladophialophora psammophila CBS 110553, 807 nucleotides long. RefSeq lists its product as uncharacterized. The transcript is spliced from 2 exons. The record is from RefSeq and is a predicted model, not a curated record. Lineage: Eukaryota; Fungi; Ascomycota; Eurotiomycetes; Chaetothyriales; Herpotrichiellaceae. Gene Ontology annotation, molecular function: oxidoreductase activity. Bases 1 to 807 code for a protein of 268 amino acids.
AUGUUCUGUGAUUUCCUGGCGAGCUAUAUAGAAUAUGUUUACACUCUCUUCUGUCUCUGCUGGGCUCGACUGAACGCUGUGGACGUGAGAUUCAGACGUCAUGUUAGGUUGCGCCUCUCUCUCUCUCUUCAUUUGGACAGCCAACACCCAGCUUUUGCCGAGAUUUUCUUGCCCUCGUGCGACUUCGGUCUCAAAACGUCCGUUACUGGAACUGUGGCGGUGAAUGGGAACUCAAAGGUGGAGGAAUUCGACGCUGUCAUUGUGGGCGCAGGUUUUGGGGGUAUCUAUCUCCUGCAUACUCUGCGCAAAUUGGGAUACAAGGUCAACGCAAAGGAACUGUGGGACGACUGGGCGUGGAAGGAGCGGUUCCCCUGCCGCGGUGAAUUGGUCAGGAACUUUGAGCACGUUGAUAAGAAGUGGGACCUGCAGAAGGAUAUUCUCUUCAACAACGCGGUCAUAAAGGCCGAUUUCGACGAGAGCUCAAACACCUGGACGGCCAUCACGAAUAAAGGGUAUAUCGCCAAGGCACCGUUUCUUCCCCUAGCCACCGGUUUCGCUGCGGAACCAUAUUCACCCAAGAUCAAAGGACUGGAGACCUUCAAGAGCCCGGCAUACAAUACUGUACUGUGGUCUAAAGAAGGGGUCGAGCUCAAGGGGAAGAAGGUUGGUAUCAUCGGUACUGGAUCGAGCGGUGUCCAAGUCAUUCAAGAGAUUGCACCAAUCGUCGAGCAUCUCACCAUUUUCCAACACACUGCUAAUCUCGCUCUCCGCAUGGUUCGAGAGUUCUACGACGAGAAGACGGUCUAA